CUGAGUCCAUUCUCACGUGGUGAUUACUCCAUAGUUUACUCAACAAUAAUCGAGUGCCUGCAAAUAUUUAUUUACAUUCAGAUUGAAGAUGCACAGUACAGAGACUCCUCCAAUGUCACCAGGUCUUGAAGAUGACCUGGAUGAGGAAGACAUGGUCUACGUCGGUGACGUUGACGAAGUCAUUGAUUCAUUAGAAAACGAUGGGCCAAUGGAAGACGAAGACCCGGAGGUUGACGAUGCCAUAACAGUAUUCAGCAGUCAUCACAAAUCUGUGUUCUGUGGGUCGUUGACUAGAGAUGGGAAAUUGGCAGCCACCGGUGGAGAAGACGAUAUGGCGUAUGUCUGGGAUACAUCUUCUGGAGAAGUGAUCCAUGAGUGCAUUGGGCACAAAGACAGCAUCAUUUUUGCAGAGUUCAAUAAAGACGACAGUUAUUUAGCUACUGCAGAUAUGAGUGGAGGUAUUCAAGUUUGGAGGAUGAAUGAUAAAACCGUUGUGUGGGAUUUCGAAAUUGGUGAUGCAGCUUGGGUAAGGUGGCAUAAACAAGCGAAUGUUUUAUUCGCUGGUAGUGUAGCAGGGGAAAUAUACAUGUGGAGAAUUCCCACUGGCGAGUGUAAAAUAUUCCAGGGCAAUGGGCAGAAGACUGAGACUGCCGAAGUGUGUGCAGAUGGUCAAAGACUCGUUGCAGGCUACGAAGACGGUGCCAUCAGAGUCAUGGACCUGAAAGAAGGAACCAUCCACACAACGAUCCUUCCAAAUAUAGCGCACUCAGCUCCCAUCACCGACCUAGACUGUCAAUUCGACAGUAAAUUAAUCGUAUCCGCUGCCACUGACGGCAAAACCGUUCUCAGUACAGUGGCCACUGGAAAAGUAGUUAGUGUCCUGCAACAUCUCCAAGAGAACAAACAAGGGAGCACUGAAGAAGGCACGAGUGAAGAAUCAAAAGCAGAGGAUUGGAUCGAAGCAGUGGCUUUCUGCAAAAAUCCAGAGCUCCAUUUAGUUGCCACUGGUACUCUCAGUGGGGAAAUAUAUAUUUGGGAUGUUUCCAGGCAGGUGGUUAGACAUAAGAUCACGCAAGAAGGUGGAGUCAGCAAACUCGUCUGGAAAGGAACUAGCCCCAUUCUGUUUUCUGCUGGUUUGGAUGGAGUUCUCAGGUGUUUCGACGCUAGAACUGCAGAGCUUGUCAAAUCUUUUUGUGGUCAUAGCCAGGAUAUCUUGGACGUCUUUAUCUCUAGGGAUGGAUCCAAAAUUUUGACGACUUCUGACGACUCAACAGCCCGAAUAUUCGAUGUAUCUGGAUAUUAAUUAAACGCCGAUGGCUUUAAUAGGGCAAAUCCAAAAGAUUCACGACAUUCUGUUAGAAAAAUAUGUCAAAUAAUAUAUUGUACCUUCACAGUGAUUAUGUACAAUUAAAGUCUAUUUGUUUUUAUUAGAG
Fopius arisanus is the source of this 1433-nucleotide messenger RNA. RefSeq names its product angio-associated migratory cell protein. Lineage: Eukaryota; Metazoa; Arthropoda; Insecta; Hymenoptera; Braconidae. The transcript is spliced from 6 exons. Gene Ontology annotation, molecular function: protein binding. The record is from RefSeq and is a predicted model, not a curated record. Bases 89 to 1303 code for a protein of 404 amino acids.